Molecule: messenger RNA, 1848 nt
Organism: Desarmillaria tabescens
Lineage: Eukaryota; Fungi; Basidiomycota; Agaricomycetes; Agaricales; Physalacriaceae
Product: PLP-dependent transferase
Exons: 10
Coding region: 269-1807 (512 amino acids)
Biological process (GO): biosynthetic process
Molecular function (GO): transaminase activity; pyridoxal phosphate binding
Source: RefSeq, a predicted model, not a curated record
GGCACCCACAGGAAUGUCAUCUGAUCGGCAUUCACAUAAGUACUGGGCUUGGAAGUCACCGCCGCGGCGUCGCAACACUGACUCCAGAUGGAAGCGUAACAAUUAUCCAAAGCGAGCACGCGGCUCGGACCCCGGAUUUCCGAAUGACACAAUUUCAUAACUAUCUUUUUCCGAUCUUGAUUUUUCUUCUGACUCACCUCUCCUUCGACCAUAAAGUCUCUCUAGCAAAGCAGAACCCCGUUGUUUCACUGACCCUUUGGUAUACACAAUGGAGGCUAUUGAUCUGCGGCACCAUUUGAACACUCUGUCCCUCUCCCGAAGUCCCAGUCCCCUGAAGGACAUCAUGAAGUAUAUGGCUGUUGAUGGAAUGGUUAGCUUAGCGGGAGGUCUUCCUCACCCUUCUCUAUUCCCUUUCGUCGAUUUAGAGGCCAACGUGUAUUCCUCCAACGUCGAUUUGCACUCCAAUGCUUCGCGGGAACUGAUACAUCUGUCCAUCCACAAAGACGAUAAGAAUGACGGUCAAGUGGUGAAUCUAGCGACUAGCCUGCAGUAUUCCCCCUGUACUGGACUUCCGUGGCUGCUCAAUUUCACGCACGAGUUUACGCGUACCGUGUUUCGUCCUGCUUACAAAAACUUUGAGGUGUUAUUGAAUGAAGGUAGUACGGAUGCUUGGAGUAAAGUGGUCAACCUACUCUGUGAGAUGGGGGACUUCAUACUCGUAGAGAAGCAGACUUAUCCCACUGCGCAGGCGCUGUGGAUACCGAUGGGAUGCAGCGGCGUUCCAAUUGAGAUGGAUGCCGAAGGCAUGCGCUCAGAUGCAUUAGAGGACGCACUUCGCAGCUGGGACUCGGAUCAUCCAGGCGUCAAACGCCCUCAUGUUCUUUAUACUGUUCCUACGGGGCAAAAUCCUACCGGCUGUACCAUGUCUGCCCGUCGCAAACAAGAAAUUUAUGCUAUCUGUGUGAAAUAUGACAUCAUAAUUGUGGAAGACGACCCUUAUUAUUUUCUCCAGUUCGAUGAAUACAUUUUCGGAAACGGAAAACAAAAUGGCCACGCGGUUGCUCCUUCUUACGAUGAAUCGUUGUUCCUUAGCUCGCUGGAACGCACGUUCCUCAGCUUUGACACGGAAGGACGUGUGAUUCGCCUCGACACUUUUAGUAAAACACUUGCACCUGGAAACCGCGUCGGGUGGUUCACAUGUAAUCCUGUUUUCACAGAACGCUUACUUCGCGCGACAGAGGUGGUCACUCAGACACCCUCGGGAUGGAGCCAGGCAAUUCUAUCAGAACUGCUGCGGUCUUGGGGCAUCAGCGGGUACUUGAAGUGGCUAUCGGGGUUAAAGCGUGAGUACGCAGUGCGUAGGAAUUGGAUAUGCGAUGCUCUGGGCGAGGCAUUCGAUAUCAAGGCGGGGACGAGUGACGAAGGUCUAAUGGUCUACGGCAAGGGUACGAGUGUUAGGUUGUUCAGUUUCGUCCCUCCGCGUGCCGGAAUGUUCUUGUGGUGUAAGUUGUAUCUGAAAGAGAACAAGGACUUCUUGGCCGUUAAGGCUGAAGCCGGCGACGAGGAUCCCGAGGCAGCUUUUGAAAGGAAAAUAUGGAAGGAGCUGGCUGACGAAAAGGUUUUGCUCACGCCAGGAUCGUAUUAUACCCCGUGGCAAGGAAAGGGAAAGACAUCGAUCGCAACCUCCGGUAGAGAACAGGGCGUUAUCUUCUUCCGGAUAGCGUUUUCGAUGACCACGAAAGAUGAUAUGGCGCUAGGAAUCCAAAGAAUGGCUCAAGUUCUACGUCGUUCUUGGGGCCUGGCAUAGACACCUCCAUAAAAUUAUUCAACUAAUCUACUGCUAUCAGC